Acanthopagrus latus (yellowfin seabream) is the source of this 824-nucleotide messenger RNA. RefSeq names its product charged multivesicular body protein 4b-like. The coding region runs from base 147 to 734 and encodes 195 amino acids. The transcript is spliced from 5 exons. The record is from RefSeq and is a predicted model, not a curated record. NCBI's taxonomy places the organism in Eukaryota, Metazoa, Chordata, Actinopteri, Spariformes, Sparidae.
UGUUAUCAUUAUUACGGGACGUGUUUUCAUUUGAGCGUAGCUACAGGCUGUAACCAGGGAUGAUCACCAUAGAAUGUUUUUCAAUGCAAAUCAAGGCCUGAGCUCGGUCAGUUAAGGUGAAAUAUUGUACAGCCUGAAUCACAGACAUGUCUUUUUCUGUAGAGAUGUCGAGCGGAGAAGAAGUGAGAAAGAAGCCGUGCGAGCAACAGGAGCCAGAGCCACUCUCUCAAAGCCAGGAGUUGCUCACGAAAAUGAAAGAAUAUUUGGAGAAGAGGAUUGACAGGGAACUUCUCAAUGUCAAGAAAAACAGCAGAGAAAACAGAAGAGUGGCUCUGCAGGCACUGAGAGGAAAGAAGUGGUGCGAGAAACAUCUCACGUACAUUGACUGUGCUGUGAAGGCCAUAAGGUCCACUAAUGAACACAUAGAUAUUCUCAACAAGGUGAAUGAGCUGCUCCAGGAUAUUAGAGAGGAAGGGACUCAAAACAUGGCGCACUCCCUCUGCACACCUGUGAGCUUUGGAGUAGAAUGUGAUGAGGAUGAGCUGCUGGCAGAGCUGGAGAGGCUGGAGAAGAAUCUGGAUGAGACUCCCCUUGAGAUGGACAGAACAGAAGAGAGAGUUCCCUUUCUCGCAGAGUCGUCCACCGCAUCUCUUUCCAGUGCUGACAAGAUGGAGGAAGACGAGAUUGAGGAAGAAUUACAGUACCUGUGGCGCUGGUUGAACGAAUCGUCAUGAACAUACACACCAUCAGCCGUAACACAGUACCAGUAAAAAGAAAAAUAGGAAAGUUCGGGAUGGAAUAAUAAAUAAGCAGAAAUAAUGUUA